AUGGCUGACGCUUUAGUUGAGCGAAGACCAACUGCUCGUUUCUUCUGCCAUAGGUGUAACAUUGAAUUUGAAGAUGUUUUGCAGGAUUAUACUUGUCCAUACUGUGCGAGUGGUUUUAUUGAACAACUGGAGAAUGAGGCGGAAGGACAUGGGCUGUCGGGUGAUGACUUCAGUGAUGCAGACAUGAGUAACUUGGAAGAUAUGAGUAAUAUUGAUGAAAUGAGCAAUCUAGAUGAUUCAGAUGAUUUAAACCAAAGUACACCACCAAUGUUGAACGACUUGGCGUUUUUCAUGUCCGGCGGUCGGUUACGCGGCCCAGCGCGAAGGCAAACGUUAAUGGAGGAAUUAGUUUGGAUGAUUGGAGGCGUAAGACCAGGCACAGGCGCAGUCACAGCGGGAGCACCUUUCGUGUUCGUGGGAGCGCCAGGAGACUACGUGUUUGGUGGUGAAGGGCUGGAUGCAGUGGUUACACAGUUACUAGGACAGUUGGAGAAUGCAGGCCCACCUCCAUUGCCCAGGGACCAGUUGGCUUCACUGCCCAGCGAAUCGGUGUCUGCUGACCAGGCCGCUGCCAACACAUCUUGCUCUGUCUGCUGGGAGAACUUUUUGGAAGGAGAGUCGAUAUCCCGCUUGGAGUGCGAGCACGUGUUCCACUCGGCGUGCAUCCGUCCGUGGCUGCAGCUGCACGCCACAUGCCCGAUCUGCCGGCGCUCGCUGCUGCCCGACGCGCCCGCCGCUGACGCCGCGCCGCUGCCCGAUACGCCCCCGCAUUUUAUUGAGGACUCUCCACCAAGCAGCCCUACAAGAAAUAUGAAUUUAGCGUCACUUCCCCGUGUAUUACUACGGCGAAUUCCAAGAAGCCAAGUGUCAGGACCACAAACACAAACAUGGGACUCACUUGCAGACUCAAGUAGUUCGUCAGGUUCCACAACUACAACAUCUUCAGUUACAGCUGGGGGAGUUUGGGCUCCCCAGGCCCGUUCUACGAGCAACUCUACCGGUACCAAUUCAACAACAUCCCUCAACUCUAGUAAUGAGAGAGAGCUGAGGGAGCGACAGUACAACAUGGAUAUAGACUACGACUAG
This is a messenger RNA of Parnassius apollo (apollo), 1086 nucleotides long. The record is from the annotation of a GenBank genome assembly. NCBI's taxonomy places the organism in Eukaryota, Metazoa, Arthropoda, Insecta, Lepidoptera, Papilionidae.